GGCGGGGCGUGGAGCGGCGAGCCGCAGGGUGUGCGCUUGCGCUGAGCUCCGGGACAGGGCGUGUUCCCCGUUCCGGUCCGCGUUUUGCUCCGAACGAGUGCAUCUCUUGCCACUCAAGUGCGCCCUGCGGAAACCUGUGGUUCUCUCGCCCCACCUGUUAGGUGCUGCCUUCCGCGAACAUGUCCAAGUCUCUGAAAAAGUUGGUGGAGGAGAGCCGGGAGAAGAACCAGCCGGAAGUGGACAUGAGUGACCGGGGCAUCUCCAACAUGCUGGAUGUCAACGGCUUGUUCUCCUUAUCCCACAUCACACAACUGGUCCUCAGCCAUAACAAGCUAACAACUGUGCCGCCAAACAUAGCAGAGCUGAAGAAUUUGGAAGUGCUGAACUUCUUUAAUAACCAGAUUGAGGAGCUGCCCACACAGAUCAGCAGCCUUCAAAAACUCAAACACCUGAAUCUGGGCAUGAACAGACUGAACACUUUGCCUCGAGGAUUUGGCUCUCUCCCAGCUCUUGAGGUCCUUGAUUUGACUUACAACAACUUGAAUGAAAACUCUCUUCCCGGAAACUUCUUCUACCUUACCACCCUGCGUGCACUCUAUCUAAGUGACAACGAUUUUGAAAUCCUGCCGCCAGAUAUCGGGAAGCUCACAAAGUUGCAGAUACUCAGCCUUAGGGAUAACGACCUGAUCUCGCUGCCUAAAGAAAUCGGAGAGCUUACUCAGCUUAAGGAACUCCACAUUCAGGGGAACCGCCUGACCGUUCUGCCCCCAGAACUAGCAUACCUAUACUCCCGCAUUUUCGGGACAACCCUUGGACCUUGGUGGAAGCAAGCUUAUGAUGCAGUCCAGGAGAAAAGAGAGUCUUCUUUCUCUCACUGUCCCAUGGACGUCAUCCCCGAGCUGAGGAUUGCCUGUGGGGUCUUUCCUGGAGACUGUCCCUGGUCCACAGUUUUCUCACAUGGACCCAGGGCCCUGAAAACACAGCGUGGAAACUUGGAUUUAACUGGUCAGAAGCAAGUGUUCAAAGCAGAGAACAAUCCCUGGGUUACCCCCAUUGCUGACCAGUUCCAGCUUGGUGUGUCCCACGUGUUUGAAUAUAUCCGUUCUGAGACAUACAAAUACCUCUACGGCAGACACAUGCAGGCGAACCCAGAACCGCCGAAGAAAAAUAAUGACAAAUCGAAAAAGAUCAGCCGGAAACCCCUGACAGCCAAGAACAAAUAAAGGGUUGGCAUGGGCUGGACUUCUCGUUACUCCUCUUCCUUGUUAUUACUUCUGUUCCCUGUUACUGUAUGCCACCAAUAAAUGCAAUGUGUGUGUCGCUUUUCCACUCUCUCCUUCUAGCACUUAGCACUUCACCUCUUAACAUGCUUUUGGUAGGUGGUAGAUUUUUAUAAGUUCUCAAAAUCAUUUCCAUUUGUUUCCUUACCACUGCCAAAGGCAGGAAACAAAGCUCUAAUUCAACUGCAAAUUCCAGAGGAGGCACAGACCUCAGCUCCUUGAAUAGAUGUUCACUAAGGUGCGUGUUCUCAAAAGAAUAAUUAAAAAAUCAUGCGAUCACUUAAAUGUCACCACGAACACUGUUCGCUCUUCUGUUUAUUCACAGAACUCAUUAUUUUGCUUUGUGAAAAGCUUCCUUAACCAUCAAGGUAUUGUGUUAACUUACAAGUAAUUUUUAAUAAAAUCUUGAAUUUGUA
Acinonyx jubatus (cheetah) is the source of this 1696-nucleotide messenger RNA. It is a transcript of the gene RSU1, whose product is annotated as Ras suppressor protein 1. NCBI's taxonomy places the organism in Eukaryota, Metazoa, Chordata, Mammalia, Carnivora, Felidae. Gene Ontology annotation, molecular function: protein binding. The record is from RefSeq and is a predicted model, not a curated record. The transcript is spliced from 10 exons. The coding region runs from base 180 to 1223 and encodes 347 amino acids.